Molecule: messenger RNA, 1026 nt
Organism: Drosophila guanche
Lineage: Eukaryota; Metazoa; Arthropoda; Insecta; Diptera; Drosophilidae
Exons: 2
Coding region: 1-843 (280 amino acids)
Source: RefSeq, a predicted model, not a curated record
AUGAAGCGGUUCGAGUGGCUGCUAAUCGUAGCCUGCAUUGCGUCCUCCUCGGCGGCAGCUACGCAACGGAGACGACGCCACAGCAUCGUGGAGGCAGCUGCCACACCCAGCAGCAACGGUUGGAGCAUGGGUCUUGGACUGGGCCUGGGCCUGGGUCCGGAGAUGAGUCUGGUGCGUCGCGUUUAUGAUGAUUGCCAGGACAAGAGCGACUUCAUUGGCUGCCUCAAGCAGAAGGCGCUGCAUGCACUGUCGCGCGCACUCGAUCAGGACUCCAUUAAGAUCAUGGAUGGCCUGGUGCUGGAGAAACAGAAUCACACCGAGACUGAGAGCGUGCUGGGCUCCCUCACGGAUGCCCGACAGUUUGGCAGCCUCUCGCCCAUCGAUCGCGCGCUGCUCGCCAAAGCCGACAAGUUGCUGCGCACCCACACGCUGAAGCUGGACAUGGACAUGGGCGCGGAGUCGGUGGGGCGCGGUGAGCAUGGCCACAAGAAAAAGAAGCACAAGGAGGGUGGCCACAUCAAGUACGUGAUUGCCGCACUGCUGACGGCCAUGGGCAUUGCCGGUCCGCUGGGUCUCAAGGCGCUGGCGGCGAUCGCUGGCAAGGCGCUGGUCAUCAGCAAGGUGGCCCUGACCAUAGCCGGCAUUAUAGCACUCAAGAAGCUCUUCUCGCAGGAUAACGGCCAAGAGACGAGCUUCCAGGUGCAUGCAGGCGAGCACAAUAGGCGCAACACCUACGUCAUUCGGCCCGUGUCCAAGACGAAUGCCGGCAUGGGUGUGACCGCAGCCGGUGUCAGCUCUUCGGUGGAUCCAUAUCGCUACUACUACGAGUCGCAGAUGCAGUAACGAGUCCUCUCUCGCUCUAGUGGAUGUUUGGAGAAAUCUUCGCUCUUGGCAGCGGAGUCCUGAAGCAGCUAAACAACCAAAGAAUCGUACACAAAAACAGACGCCGGGCUAGAAACAGCCUGGGCAUAGCAGGCCCUAACCUUACAGUAGUAGAUCUUAAGUUUUAGGAUAAUCUAUUUAACA